Molecule: messenger RNA, 1800 nt
Organism: Megalops cyprinoides (Indo-Pacific tarpon)
Lineage: Eukaryota; Metazoa; Chordata; Actinopteri; Elopiformes; Megalopidae
Gene: alg11
Product: ALG11 alpha-1,2-mannosyltransferase
Exons: 4
Coding region: 16-1503 (495 amino acids)
Biological process (GO): protein N-linked glycosylation
Cellular component (GO): endoplasmic reticulum membrane
Molecular function (GO): GDP-Man:Man(3)GlcNAc(2)-PP-Dol alpha-1,2-mannosyltransferase activity
Source: RefSeq, a predicted model, not a curated record
GUUGUGUUGUCAAAAAUGGCAGCUCACGACCACUUGUCUCUCUGCCUGUGCGACUUAAUCAGGUUGUUGUGGUCUCUCCUGCUGCCAUGCCUGUAUCUGUGCUUGGUUCUGACGGCGCUCUUGGUUCUCGUCGUCAUGGGGAUUCGGAUGUGGCUGCAGCGGAAGAGAGGCGCCAGGCGGGACCGGGAGAAGUGUCCCGCGGUGGCCUUCUUCCACCCGUACUGCAACGCGGGAGGCGGCGGGGAAAGGGUGCUGUGGUGCGCCAUCAGAGCGCUGCAGAACAGAUACCAAGAUGUCUCCUUUGUGGUGUACACUGGUGAUCAGGGGGUGACGGGCGAACAGAUUAUCGAGGGUGCUCGCCGGAGGUUCAACAUCAGGUUGCCACGGCCGGUGAAGUUUGUGUUCCUCAAACACCGCCUCCUGGUGGAGGCCAGCAUGUACCCCCACUUCACCCUGCUGGGCCAGAGCGUGGGCUCCAUCUUCCUGGGCUGGGAGGCCCUCACCGAGUUCGUCCCAGACAUCUACGUCGACUCCAUGGGCUACGCCUUCACGCUGCCCGUCUUCCGCUACCUGGGCGGCUGCGGCGUGGCUAGCUACGUGCAUUACCCCACCAUCAGCACCGACAUGCUGGCCGUGGUGCGGGAGCGGAACCCGCGCUUCAACAACGCCGACUUCAUCUCCAGCAACCCGGUGCUGAGCGCGCUCAAGGUGGUCUACUACUGCGCCUUCGCCCUGCUCUACGGCCUGGCGGGCUCCUGCAGCGAUGUGGUCAUGGUCAACUCCACCUGGACGCUGGGGCACAUCCUGGCUCUGUGGCGGGUCCCGGGGCGCACCAGCGUGGUCUACCCGCCCUGCGACGUGCGCGGCUUCCUGGACGCGCCGCUGGAGGAGGACGGCGGCGGGAGGCGCCACCGCGUGGUCUCUGUGGGACAGUUCCGCCCGGAGAAGGACCACCGGCUGCAGAUCCGCGCCUUCCGCCGGCUGCUGGACCGCAGGGGGGCGGGCCCCGACCGGGAGGCGCUCAGGCUGGUGCUGAUCGGCGGCUGCCGCAACCAGGAGGACGAGGAGCGCGUGCUGAUGCUCCGGGGGCUGUGCCAGGAGCAGGGCGUGGCCGACCGGGUGGAGUUUAAGCUCAACAUCCCCUUCGAGGAGCUGAAGAAGGAGCUGACGGAGGCCACCAUCGGGCUCCACACCAUGUGGAACGAGCAUUUCGGAAUUGGGGUGGUGGAGUGCAUGGCCGCGGGGACCAUCAUCCUGGCCCACAAGUCGGGUGGCCCCAAGCUGGACAUCGUGGUCCCGCACGAGGGCGGGCCGACGGGCUUCCUGGCAGACGACGAGGACAGCUACGCCGAGGCCAUGGAGCGGAUCCUGUCGCUGACGCCGGCGGCCAGGCUGGAGAUCCGCCGCAGCGCCCGCUCCUCCGUCGCCCGCUUCUCCGACCAGGAGUUCGAGGCGUCCUUCCUGGCGGCCGUGGAGCCCCUCAUGGCGACGCUGGAGCGGUGAUAUUGAGUUGCCGUGGAGGGGGGCCCCCUCCUGCUUUUAAUGCACUUUACUGUCUCCGCGCCCUUAGCUUCGCCUCGUCGGUUUAUCAGUUACAGUGUGGAGAGUAGUACCGGACAAACCCGCGACCUUCGUUUCUGAUUAACUACCUUGAAUAACGACCAAAAUUUCAGCUAUAAUACUUCUUUGAAAUGUGCCGUCUGUAUGGUUCUCUUUGAUAGAGACAUGUACGAGGUACAUCAAAGGGAGGUGUCCUGCUAAUUUCUGUCUUGUUAAAAGGAGGAAUGUAAAUGUAAAAUA